UAAUUACGGAGAACAAAACUAAUAAAAGUGGAAAACACAGAAGAAAUCAAAAAAUUCCCACAAAUAUCCACACAAAAGACGAAACAAAUUAACAGACUUUGGCUGUUUUGUCUUAAAUCUGAAUCGUCCUUAUUCGUAAACUGUAAUCAAUGACACCGUCUUGCUUCUUCUUAAUCCACUCUUCAUCUCUCUCUCUAUAUCCCCAACCCCAAGUCAAGAUCUUUUUCAAUUUAUGGAUACAAAAUCUUACAAUCUUCUUCUGUGAGUUCAACUGAGGGGUUUUUGUGAAGAUGGGUAACAGAGUAAUCUGCAUGAAGAAGAAAGAUGUUGUUAUCAGAAGUGGUGGAGGAGAUGGAGGAUCCAGAAGCAAGAGAGUGAAUCGUUCACAAAGGAAACUGCUUGCUAAUGAAGAGCCUUUGCAUCGAAGAGCUUUGUCUAUGGCUAUUCAUCAAUCUCAGGGAUUUGAUGGAUCCAUGUCGAGGCGUGUUGGGUCUACUAGCUCUAGAAGACAAACACUCUCUGACCCAUUUUCUAAUAACAAGCAGGUACCUGAGUUUGUGGAAAGCUUGACUGUUAAGAAAUUCGUUUUGGUUCAUGGUGAAGGCUUUGGGGCAUGGUGUUGGUAUAAAACUAUUGCUUCAUUGGAAGAGUCUGGACUAUUUCCUGUCACAGUUGACCUGGCUGGAUCUGGAUUUAAUAUGACAGAUGCAAAUAGUGUUUCCACCUUAGAAGAAUAUUCAAAUCCGUUGAUCGAGCUCAUUCAAAAUCUUCCUGAGGAAGAAAAGGUCAUUCUGGUGGGUCACAGUACUGGAGGUGCAUGUGUUUCGUAUGUGUUAGAGCGGUUUCCAGAGAAAAUCUCAAAAGCCAUAUUCAUAUGUGCCACUAUGGUUGCUGAUGGACAAAGACCCUUCGAUGUCUUUGCUGAUGAGCUUGGUUCUGCAGAACAGUUCAUGAAAGAGUCGCAGUUCUUGAUCUAUGGAAACGGCAAGGACAAACCCGCUACGGGGUUCAUGUUUGAGAAACAACACAUGAAAGGCUUGUACUUCAAUCAGUCACCCAAUAAGGACAUUGCAUUGUCUAUGAUCUCGAUGCGGCCUGUACCUUUGGGUCCUAUGAUGGAGAAGCUGUCGCUUACUGAAGAAAGAUACGGGAAAGGUCGAAGGUUCUAUGUUCAGACGCUAGAUGAUUUAGCUCUUUCACCAGACGUUCAAGAGAAACUGGUUAGAGAUAAUAGCCCCGAAACAGUUUUUAAGAUCAAAGGAAGUGAUCAUUGCCCUUUCUUCUCUAAACCUCAGUCUCUUCACAAGAUCCUUCUUGAGAUAGCUCAGAUUCCUUGAAAACAGUGACAAAUCUUGAAUCCACAAUGUAUACUACUUUCAAUUUUUUUUUUAAACGUUUGUAUAUUCUUAUUUAUCCUUUAUCCUAUAAAUCACAACUCACAUGACCAAUAAAAAUUGGUCACAUGGAUUUUACAAA
Molecule: messenger RNA, 1476 nt
Organism: Camelina sativa (false flax)
Lineage: Eukaryota; Viridiplantae; Streptophyta; Magnoliopsida; Brassicales; Brassicaceae
Product: putative methylesterase 12, chloroplastic
Biological process (GO): jasmonic acid metabolic process; salicylic acid metabolic process
Molecular function (GO): methyl jasmonate esterase activity; methyl indole-3-acetate esterase activity; methyl salicylate esterase activity
Source: RefSeq, a predicted model, not a curated record